Messenger RNA from Megalobrama amblycephala (Wuchang bream), 4613 nucleotides. RefSeq lists its product as uncharacterized. NCBI's taxonomy places the organism in Eukaryota, Metazoa, Chordata, Actinopteri, Cypriniformes, Xenocyprididae. The coding region runs from base 3109 to 4281 and encodes 390 amino acids. The record is from RefSeq and is a predicted model, not a curated record. The transcript is spliced from 10 exons.
GUAGUGAGGGUCUAGCUUGCCUCUGUUUUGUUUGACAACACUUCGAACGUCAACAGGAAGUUACUCCAAACAGGAUCGCUUAGAGCACCUUUAAUGUAGCAUGUAAUAAAAAUGAUUUGGUCUACUUACAGCCAUGUACCACUCAGGAUAAAUGCGACUGAAGAUGACCUGUUGCCUGGAAGCACUCCUCAAAUUUUAUUUUGCCCUUUGGACAAAGUGGGCAGUGAAACUUUGUGCACUUGAGGCACUGGUAUGCCUCAAGUGUGAAGCACAUUUUUCACUGAUAUCAGAUGCAGUUGUUAAAGUUUCUUCAGAACUUACAUUUACAUGAAUUAUGUUGAUUAGCUCCUGUAAAGCCUCUGGGAUGUUGACAUGAUUUAAUGCAGUAAUUGCCAAAUCCAGUUCUUGCUGAGCAGUAUCCAGGAGGUAAUCCAAAUCUAAAGUUUCAAUCCGAAUAAUCAAGCUAAACUUUGUCAGCAUAUGCUGUAAAAUGUCUUCUUGCACUUGUUCCUACAGGUAAAAAAAACAGCUCCUUUAGGAUAUUUAAGCCAAGCAUCAUUUUUUUUCUCUUUCUCUCUCUUCCUCUCCAGUUAAUUUGUUUAUGUAUAUCAUGAUACCAUGUAUAGUUAUAAAGUUUUUAAUCAAUAAAACUUUAUCAAGUUUUUAAACAAUAAAUGUGUCAAAUAAAGCCAGAACUCCCAGACAGCAGGUGACUCCGCGCCGGAUCCGUGUCCAAACCGGCAAAUCCGCGUUACAGUCACCUCUGUUUCACAGCUCUAAUACGGAUCCAGCCCGGACCAGUGUUUCAAUGGGCGGGAACAACAGUCGCAAAGCAGAUUCGGGCCGUAUCCGUGGAAACGAGCGCGCGAUUUUUCUUUCUGGAUUUUUUGAAGAGGCAGCCAGUCACUCGCUUUCCUUCUACUAUCACUACAAGACUUCUCAAAGAAACAAUGAAAAGGAGGGAACCACCUUUAACAAGCUCUGGAGUCAGACGGAGGGCUCGCACUUCCCUCGAAAAACGACUGCAUGACAUUGCAGAAGACUGUCUAUUAGAAUCAGAACCAACUCAAGCUCACAAAGUUGACACAGAUUCUGACACAGAUUCCAUAACAAAUGACACACACAGCAACAAUGACUCAAGAGCCCCUCAGAUAGAGGACCAUUUUGAUUCUGUUUGCACAGAUGAUAUUGGAGAAGUGACAGAAAGACGACAUGUUUCAGAGCCCGACUCUGAAUCAGAAUCUGAGCUUGCAGAUGAGCCAGUCAGCCUUGUUGAAAGUUUAGCCAGUUGGUCUGUACAGUUUGGCAUUUCUUUAGUAGCCCUCACAGCCCUCCUUAGUUUGUUGAGAUUGUACCACCCAGAGCUGCCCAAGGAUGCUCGAACCAUUCUUAACACGAAAACUGAAUACAAAAUCCAACAAAAAUGUGGUGGUUUGUAUCAUUAUAGAGGUAUCCUGACAGCUAUGCAUAACACCCUAAAACAGCUAAUUGAAAAUAUUGCAGAUGGCUUUACCUUUCGAUUGCAGAUAAAUAUUGAUGGCUUGCCAUUAUUUAAGAGCUCUAAUUUACAGUUAUGGCCCAUUUUAGGGCUUUUUUUGAGUGUCCCAAUGAAAGAACCUGUUGUUCUUGGGCUUUUUAGUGGUACAAAAAAACCAAAUGCCCCUGAUGAAUAUUUGAGAGACUUUACCCAUGAGUUAAAGCAGCUGCAGGAAGGAUUCUAUUUUAGUGGAAAAAAGAUUUUCAUUGAACUGGAUUCUGUUGUAUGUGAUACCCCUGCGAGAGCUUUUGUAAAAAACAUAAAAGCUCACAAUGGAUAUCAUGGAUGUGAUAAGUGUUGCCAGCCAGGUGUUUAUAUCAACAACAGAAUGACAUACCCCAGAAAUGAUUUUGUGUUACGGACUGAUUCUUCAUUUUCAGACAGAGUUGACGAGGAGCAUCAUCAUGAUGGACCACAUGGAUUUUCUGGUCUAGAUGUGGGCAUGGUGACUAGAUUUCCUUUAGAUUACAUGCACCUUGCAUGUUUAGGUGUCACACGGAGAUUGUUAAAUGUUUGGCUCAGGGGCCCUUUGAAAUUUCGCUUGUCCUCCAGUCUUGUUGAUCAGAUUUCUCAAACUCUAAUUCAGAUGCGUGCAUACAUACCAGUUGAGUUUGCAAGGAAGCCGAGGUCUCUGAGAGAGCUAGACCGUUGGAAAGCUACUGAACUCAGACAGUUUCUGUUGUAUACUGGCCCUGUUGCUCUGGCACCAUAUUUAGAUUGUGAUUUAUAUAAUAACUUUAUGUUAUUGUAUACUGGAAUUUGCAUCCUUAUCAGUCCUCAGCUGUGUUCUUCGUUUAACAAUUAUGCAAACACAUUACUCACAACAUUUGUAAGUCAUGUUGGGGAGCUUUAUGGAAAAGAUGCCUUAGUGUAUAAUGUGCAUGGAUUGGUCCACCUGUCAGCUGAUGCCCAACUACAUGGUUCUUUAGACUCUAUCUCAGCUUUUCCAUAUGAAAAUUACCUCCGUAAACUGAAGAGGUUUGUGAGAAAGCCAGAAUUUCCUCUUGCACAGAUAAUAAGAAGGUUAUCAGAGGUUGAAGAAAUCAGGACUGUUGAGUUGCCCUAUAAAGCUUUAAGAAUGCAGCAUUAUGUUGGACCUGUUCCUGACGGCCUUCAAGCUACCGCACAGUACAGGCAGCUGCAGACUGAGCAGUGGUCAAUGAAAGUUUCCACAGGUGAUAAUAUUUUUGCUAUAGACAAAGACAUAUGUGCUAUCUAUAACAUCGUUCAGUCUGUGGAGGGCAUGUAGUGUUUAAAGUUUUUACACAGAUGGAAAAUUUCUACAACUACCCAGUGAGCUCGGAUUUUCUUAGAGUAUUUAUAGUGUCUCAACCUACAGGACCGUUUAGGGUAGCCAAAGCAUCACAGAUCUCUCACAAGUGUGUUCUCCUUCCUUACCAAGACAGAUUUGUUGUCAUGCCCUUCUUGCACAACCAAAGUUAUAGUGCACAGAUCAAUUAGUUCCAGGAUAUAGGUGAGGUUGUUGUAUAAGGUGAGGGUUUAGGUGCAGAGUGGUGGGAGACAAAACAAUUUAUGCUGACUAAAGACUGACUUAACACUUACAAGAAUUGAUGAAGAGCUGCUAUACUCCACAAAGGUUUCUGGAUUUUGACAAUAUGUUUUUACUUGUCGAAUUUAUGGAAACAAAGACUAUCAACAUUAUAUCUGAGUCAUGGUUUGAGGAUGGUGUCACUUGGUGGCCAAACUAUAGAAGUGAUGAACGUGUAAACCGAGCUAUCCAAAAAAAUGAAGAGCCAGGAGCAGACUGGAAAAAGUAUGAUGUUCGAGUCCUCUUAAGAACUGGUGAUUACCUUAAAGCAAGAGAGAAGCUGAGGGCCUCACUGACCUGUAAUACCUCUGAGUUACAAACAGAUGAUGAGGAAGAAGUCAUUAGGAAGAGAAAAAUUAAGCCACGGCAAAUCUUUGGCGAUACGGACUCUGAAAGUGAGCCAGAGGAGGGUACAAAGGUACAAAAGAGAUACCACAAUCUCUCCAUUUGUCCGGCACCACCUGUUCCUCCACCUACUCCUGAUGUAGCAUCUAAUGAUGCUUGCCAGACUUCUACUAGACCACUGCCAGACCUGAGGCAGGCUGAAUCUUCUACUUCCACUGCAGCACCACCUGUCCUGUUUAGUUCAUCAGGCGUGCCUUCGAGUCCUCAGAUCCAUGCUGAAGAUGGUUACUGCACAGUGCCUCCAGUUGCUACGCCUACCAUUCCAUCAAGUUCUGUGGGCCACAUCUCUGCGAUGUCGCAUUCCUUUAGGCCCACAUUUAGAUUGGGGAGGACGGGAACUGGACCUAUCCCUUGCUCUGCUGCUCAGCUGCACAUUCUAACUUUGUUAGAAAAUGUGAAGGAACAGCAAAUGCAGCUUGCUGCUGCUGUCAACAAUCUGGCAUUGCGUCUGGGGACAGACACUCCUGUAGCUGAAAUGCCACAGAAUUUCAAUGUCCCCCUGGCCACAAUGACUGAAGUUGAGGAGUUGGAGGAGUGGCUACAAGACCCAAGAAAUGCACGGGCUAAACAAAAGAUGAUAUCUGCUCUGGGUGCCGUUGGAGGACAAAACGCAAAACAGAUAACUUGGAACAUACUUCAUAGGAUUUUUUCCGAUCCAGUAGCAAAACACAUCAACUGGAAAGGAGUCAAUGGAAAGAAGAGUUUCAAAGAAAUGCUCACAAGAACUUUGCUGAUCAAUGCUUUUAUCCAAAGCGACUUACAAGUGAGGAAUACAACAAGCGAGUCAUGACGAGGAAAAUAGACACAAGAAGUGCUCACAAUACAAGUUUUACAAAGUGCUCAGAGUGUCAUAAGCUACAAUAGAGAGGGAUAAAAGGAAGUGAAUUCUGCAUUCCGGAUGAAGGCAGGAAGAUCGUUCCACCAGCAAGGAACAGUGAACGAGAAUGUCCUGGAGAGUGAUUUUGUGCCUCUCUGUGAUGGUAUCACGAGCCUUUGCUCCUUUAAGUGUAGGAGUGUAGACUCCUAAGAUUGAGUGGAAGUAGGAGGGUCCUGAGCCUGUGGUAGAUCUGUAAGCAAGCGUCAACGCCUUGAAUUUGAUGCGAGCAGCAAGUGGUAGCCAGU